This is a messenger RNA of Drosophila willistoni, 1900 nucleotides long. RefSeq names its product V-type proton ATPase subunit S1 (gene VhaAC45). Lineage: Eukaryota; Metazoa; Arthropoda; Insecta; Diptera; Drosophilidae. The transcript is spliced from 5 exons. Gene Ontology annotation, cellular component: proton-transporting V-type ATPase complex. The record is from RefSeq and is a predicted model, not a curated record. Bases 133 to 1302 code for a protein of 389 amino acids.
AAGGUUUUUUUUUCACACUGGAACAGACGAAAUUGGGACUGGAGGAGAUAUCUAAUUUUCCCAUUUUUCUUUUGUAGUUUUCUGUUCAAUUUUUGUGCCUUGUCGUGCCCAGCGAGAGAACUCGUAGCGAAUAUGUUGGGAAAAUCGCUGAUUGCGUUGUGCGUCAUUUUGGGGGUCGCCUUGGCCGAACAAACGCCCGUCUUCCUAUGGGGAGCCAACAGUGCGUCACACCCUGCCCUGAGCACAGUGUCCCAAACUGAAUUCGCUGAUCAGCUGUCGACGUUGCUGGAAGAUCACAUGGUUGUGGCCUUUGAGGAAAAUGGCCUAAGCAACAAGGAUUUCCUUUGCUCAAGUGUCGAAGGUCAACAAUCGUGCUAUGCCCAGUUGAAGGGGGUCAGCCCAAAGACCUAUUACACCAGUGUGGAGAAUCCCACAGAGGCUCUGCGUUCGGUGGCCACCAAGAGAGAAUACAACACCAUCAAUGCCAGUGGCCAAUUGGUUAAACCUUUGAAAUGCUCGGCUGGCAAGGCAGUUACUAUAACCUUUGAUGAUGCCGAUGCUGAUGUGGAGACACGUGAAGCUAAAUUGGAGUCACAUGACGCUGCUAUUGCUGCCAUCACCAAGCAAUUGGAGUGCAAAGUGGCUUAUCUCUAUUUGGCUGCAGCCGGUACAUCUCCGCAACCAAAGCAAUUGAGCCGCUCGCGUCGUGAUACUGCUGCCACAGCGGACGGUAAUAUUUUCUUUGGUGGAAAUCAAUUUCAGAUUUUCUUCACGGAUGUCAAAUAUAACGGAGAAUCAAUUGGCCAACUCCCGGAAGGCAAAGCUGAAGUCCAAAAUGCCAGCACUACCCAAUUCUCUGUUACGAUUGAAACACAAAACGCACAGAAACCCAUUACAUUCGAUGUUACCCUUAGUGGCGGCUAUUAUAGCAUAAGCAAUGUGAAAUACGAUAAUGUUGUCUUCCGUAGUCCGGAUGUGAAUGCUCCCACUAGCUUCUCCUACACAUGCGCUAGCCUGGUCUUGGCUUCGGCUGCCACCAAUAAUCAAUACAACACCUUGAGUUUUACUUCCAUUCAACUCCAGGCUCCAUUCGACUCCAGCUACCAGACGCAAUUUGUAUUUGGUGAUUCCUGGGACUGCGUUGGAUUUGUCACACCCGGCAUUCUGAUGGGUCUGCUGGUAGUUGUCCUCCUGUUGGUCAUUGUCUUUGUUGGCGUCUGCUGGAUGAUGGAUAUCAAUACCAUGGAUCGUUUCGAUGAUCCUAAGGGCAAGACUAUUACAAUUAAUGCCAGCGCUGAUUAGUCUAAAACCCGCCCCCAUUCAAAACACAUUUUUAUUUUCCCUCCAAUGUUUGCUUUUUAUCCAUUCCUUAUUUUCCUAUACUCCCCCCUUAUUUAGCCAGGAAAUUAGAAAUUACACCGCAUAAUUUCCCUUUGCAAAAGUCAGUCCAAAUACUCAGCAUCAACAAAUAACAAAACCAAAAUUUGGAUCUGACCUUUGCCAAUGGAAAUUCUGUUUCGCUUGAACGACUUUUCUUUUAUUUUAUCAUUUAGCGUCAGUAUUUUUUGCAUAUGGAAAAGUUACGCACAGUUUGUUGUAAAUAGUUUGUAAGCGCGCGCGUGUGUGAGUGUGUUUGUAUGCCCGGAAAUUGUUCAAUCUUUAGAUAUAUAUAUAUAUAUAUAGCUCUUAUAUCUAAGUGUUCAACAGUUUCGUUAUUGUUUGCAUUAUUUAUGCCUUUGUAUGAUAAUUUAUCAUCAGCCAGAAAUUCCUGAAUUCGCCAGGCCUUUCGAUUACGAGAAAAAAAGAAACUACCUUAUAAAAUACAAUAAAGUUUUUCUUUUGUUACAAUUGUAUUUUCCGAAACAUAUGUAAAUUGUAAUAAAUUGUAAUACCAACCUAA